Molecule: messenger RNA, 2806 nt
Organism: Cebus imitator (Panamanian white-faced capuchin)
Lineage: Eukaryota; Metazoa; Chordata; Mammalia; Primates; Cebidae
Gene: ZNF529
Product: zinc finger protein 529
Exons: 5
Coding region: 353-2212 (619 amino acids)
Biological process (GO): negative regulation of transcription by RNA polymerase II; regulation of immune system process; regulation of cytokine production
Molecular function (GO): DNA-binding transcription factor activity, RNA polymerase II-specific; RNA polymerase II cis-regulatory region sequence-specific DNA binding
Source: RefSeq, a predicted model, not a curated record
UUGUAAUUUUUAUGUUACAUAAAUCUUUUUUUUUUUAACAAGAAGAAAGGAGAAUCUUUAUACAUUUAUAACUUUUAUUUUAUCAAUCUGAUUCAUCACUUUUGGUUCUCAUUUGGUCCAGAUGGAUUUGAGUUACCAUCCAGAUUCAUUUCCUUAGCCCAAUACAACUUUGCUCUCCCCUGCCUUCUUUGUGUUAUUAUUAGCAAAUAUAUUACGUUUCUGUAUAUUAUGGGUCCAGUAAUACAUAAUAUACAUAUUGUUUCAUAAAAUUUGUAUAUCAGUUAAGAGAAGAGAUAUGUAUGUAUACUGCCUUUUAUAAUUUCUAAUUGCCUUGCUUCUCUUUGUUUUGCAUAUGGAUUUGUAUUACUGCUUAAUAUCACUUGUUUUCAGCUUCAAGAGCUUCCUUGAGUACUUUUUCAGUUUCAUUGGAGAUCAUGUCCAUGGAGCUCCUCAUGUUGUCAUGCCAGAGGUGAAGUUCCCUGACCAGUUCUUUACAGUUCUAACCAUGGACCAUGAAUUGGUGACAUUCAGGGAUGUGCUUAUCAACUUCUCUCAGGAGGAAUGGGAAUAUUUAGAUUCUGCUCAGAGGAACUUGUACUGGGAUGUGAUGAUGGAGAACUACAGCAACUUACUCUCACUGGACAAAACAUUACAGGGUACACAUCAUACUUUCCCUGCUCCAGAUCAUUAUUCAGGCCUUUGUUCUAGGAUUCCUAGUUUAUUAUCUGGUUUACUUCAACAACAAGAACAAUACGAUUUGGAGUCCAAGUAUGAGACUAAGCUUUUACCUGUAGGAACAGACAUUAUUAAAAACACUGGUUCUCAGUGGGAGGUAAUGGAAAGUAGUAAGUUAUGUGGCCUUGAAAAUUCCAUUUUCAGAAGUGACUGGCAAAGCAAAAGCAAGGUUGAAGUACAGGGACCUAAAGUGGGAUAUUUUAGUCAAAUGAAAACCAUCUCUCAAAAUGUGCCCAGUAACAAAACUCAUGAAUCUCUUACAUUACCUCAGAGAACUCAUGACAGUGAGAAGCCCUGUGAAUAUAAGGAAUAUGAGAAGGUCUUCAGUUUUGACUCAAAGUUUGAUGAAUAUCAGAAAAUACAUACUGGUGGAAAAAACUAUGAAUGUAAUAAAUGUUGGAAAGCCUUUGGGAUAGAUAACUCCAACAUGCUACAACUGAAUAUUCAUACUGGUGUGAAACCUUGUAAAUACAUCGAAUAUGGGGAUACAUUUUGUUUUUAUAAAGACCUUAAUAUACACCAGAAAAUUCACAAUGAGAAGUUCUAUAAAUGUAAGCAAUACAGAAGGACCUUUGGAAGAGUUGGAGACGUUACUCCACUUCAAGGAAUUCAUGAUGGUGAGAAACAUUUUGAAUGCUCGUUCUGUGGGAAAUCCUUUAGAGUGCAUGCACAACUUACUCGACAUCAGAAAAUCCAUACUGAUGAGAAAUCUUACAAAUGUCUGCAAUGUGGCAAGGAUUUCAGAUUUCAUUCACAACUUACUGAACAUCAGAGAAUUCAUACUGGUGAGAAGCCCUACAAAUGUAUGCACUGUGAGAAGGUUUUUAGAAUUAGUUCACAGCUCAUUGAACAUCAGAGAAUUCAUACUGGAGAGAAACCUUAUGCAUGUAAGGAAUGUGGGAAGGCUUUUGGAGUUUGUAGAGAACUUGCUCGUCAUCAGAGAAUUCACACUGGUAAGAAACCUUAUGAAUGCAAAGCAUGUGGAAAGGUCUUUAGAAAUAGUUCAUCCCUGACUAGACAUCAGAGGAUUCAUACUGGUGAAAAACCCUAUAAAUGUAAUGAAUGUGAGAAAGCAUUUGGAGUAGGCAGUGAACUUACUCGACAUCAGAGAAUUCACAGUGGUCAAAAACCUUAUGAAUGUAAGGAGUGUGGAAAGUUCUUUAGACUUACGUCAGCCCUUAUUCAACAUCAAAGAAUUCACAGUGGUGAGAAACCUUAUGAAUGUAAGGUAUGUGGGAAGGCCUUUAGACAUAGUUCAGCCCUUACAGAACAUCAGAGAAUUCAUACUGGAGAGAAACCCUAUGAAUGCAAGGCAUGUGGGAAGGCUUUCAGACAUAGUUCAUCCUUUACCAAACAUCAGCGCAUUCAUACAGCUGAUAAACCCUAUGAAUGUAAGGAAUGUGGGAAUUCCUUUAGUGUGGUUGGACAUCUUACUUGCUGUCCAAAAAUUUAUACUGGUGAGAAAGCAUUUGACUGAAAUGAAUGUAUAAAGUUUUUUUUAUUUCUGGUUUUCACAGGAAAAAACUAUGGAUAGAUUUAAUAGGUAACCAACGCAAUUCAGUAUCUCCCUCUUUUAGAGUCUAUUUUAGACUUUGUGGCCAUUCUGUAUGUAGAAGUAGAAUUGCUUAGUCAUAGCUGAUAUAUACUUAUCGCUUUGUUAGAUAUUGCCAAAUAUUUCUCUUUUAUAUUAAAAAGUUUUUUUCAGGGGUUUCUCAUCCAGGCAUGUUUUGUUUACACGUUUUGGUGUUUAUAUUUUUGCUCUUUUGUCUUGUUUUGUAAUUGUAGUAUUAUUUCAAUAUUUUUCUUAGAUUGUAAUUAUUUGCUUGUGACAUCUGUACUUAUUUAUUUUCCUCCAGAAAGUUAGAACUCCCAGUCAGAAACAACAUAUUUUUACACUCUUAUAGCUCUUCAUUUUGUGUAAUGUGCUUUUUUUUUAAUGAUAAAAAUGUGAUCUUUCCAUUUUCAUCAAAUGGUUCCCUUCUCUUUAAAUUUCUACUUUAUUUUGAUAUAAAAUAUUCCUCUUUAAAAAAACCACACAUACGGCCAGGCAUGGUGGCUCACACCUGUAAUC